Messenger RNA from Ectocarpus sp. CCAP 1310/34, 1664 nucleotides. The record is from the annotation of a GenBank genome assembly. Lineage: Eukaryota; Phaeophyceae; Ectocarpales; Ectocarpaceae.
AUGUUGAAGGAAGGAAUAGGGUUCAAGGACUACCUACAUGGACCAAUGGAUGCAGGAACAAAGCUUAAGGUCAAAUUCAGGACCGGGGACAUAGGCCUUCGAGAACGUCGACGAAGACAUAGGACGGUAGACGAGGAAGACGACGAGUUCAAAUGUGAUUGCGGCUUCGAAUGCGAAGACCGUGUUCAUGUAGUCGCGGAACGUCCGUGGUACAAGAAGGAGAGGGAAGUAUACGUGACUGAGCUGGAAAAAAUAGAUGGAACGUACAGGGAGAUGUUUGAGGCAUGGAAUAGAGAAGAAAGGACGGUAGCUGUACUGGGGCAUAGGAGGUGGGUUGAAAAGGCGGGAAGGGGUAUCGUUAGGAUAGACAGACUAGGGAAGACAUUUUUGAGCCACCUUUGGCAAAGUAGAAAGGAACGAUUGGCCUUCGGUGAUCGGUCCUGUGGGAACAAUGCUCCGUCCUCUCGAGGACGCGUGGUCAAUGGUCUAACCGCUAAGGCAUGCAAAACAUAAAGAGUACGCCCCCUCCCCCCCCCCUUUGUCCCCACGUUUUCUUGGUAAAGACUUUGUUGUACCAAGACUUUGUUGUACCAUCCGACAAUGUCUUCUCUUUGUGUGUUAAGUUUUUUCUUGUAAACGGUUGUGUUUUUGCGUAUGGGCUGCGGCAGCCAUGCUUGUCAUGCCCUCUCCCCCUCGGUCCCCUUGUGCCCAAGUUUUAUUGUAAAGAUGAGGUUUGCACCGUCAGACAUGCCUUAUCUUUGGGUGUUUUUUUUUCUUGUAAACGGUUGUGAUUUUUUUUGCGUGUGGGCUGCGGCAGUAAUGCUUGUCAUGCCCCCCCCCCCUUCCGCACGUUAUUAGUAAAGACGUUGUUGCACCCUGUUCCCCCGACCCUGUUAUGCCGGUUGUGUCGCUUGCGUGUGUGUGACCAGCAUCGGUGCCCUAUGUGCUGCAACGUACCGCUGAAUCCUUCGGGGUGCCCCUUCUGUGCCCCCUUGCUGAUUGAAAUUUCGUGUCACCGUUACACUGGUGGAAAAUGAUUGUGGUGGACACAAAUAUGCAUGCAUAACAAGAAAACCACCACACGUGGGACGGUGGGGGGUCUGCAGCAAAAAGUAUUACUGCCGUAGUCCGUACGCGAAAAAAAGGGCACGCACGCUACGAGAAAAUGUUCACCCGAGCACCACACAAGUCACACGGUAAAACCAAAAAAAGCACGUGGCUACGAGAAAAUGUUCACCCGAGCACCACACAAGUCACACGGUAAAACCAAAAAAAGCACGUGGUGGGUGCAGGGAACGGGGAAGGGGGGGCGGUGGGAAUGAAAACAAAACCCAUUGCUGCCAUACCAUGUACCCAAAAAAAAAGGUCACACACGCUACCAGAAAAUGUUCACCCAAGCACCACACAAGUCACACGGUACAACCAAAAAACACGUGGUGGGUACAGGGGACGGGAAAGGGGGGGUGGAGUGAGAAUGAAAAUAAAAUCCAUUGCUGCCGUACUAUGUACCCAAAAAAACAGUCACGCACGCUGCAAGAAGAAGGCUGCACAGGUCCGACGGUGCUGCAGCGGUUUGUGUAAGACAAGGUGGGGCGCAACAUUGACACUAUGCAAAGCUCUACAGUACACCGGAGUCGAACACCUAGAAAGCCAGACAAUGUCCU